Molecule: messenger RNA, 2804 nt
Organism: Athalia rosae (coleseed sawfly)
Lineage: Eukaryota; Metazoa; Arthropoda; Insecta; Hymenoptera; Athaliidae
Product: enhancer of split m7 protein-like
Exons: 2
Coding region: 769-1437 (222 amino acids)
Biological process (GO): regulation of neurogenesis; anterior/posterior pattern specification; regulation of transcription by RNA polymerase II
Cellular component (GO): nucleus
Molecular function (GO): DNA-binding transcription factor activity, RNA polymerase II-specific; RNA polymerase II cis-regulatory region sequence-specific DNA binding; protein dimerization activity
Source: RefSeq, a predicted model, not a curated record
GUAUUCAACAACGUACAUAUAGUUAUAUCAAAAGCUCAGACGCUACCGACGCGCGAGAAAAUAGAUACGCGAUGUGGGUAGGUACGGAGUGUACGUGUCCGCGCCACGGGAUCUUCCAUCCCGUAUUUCAGUGGUGUUAUUAUGCACGCGAGAAACGGAGUAAGCGAAGGAAGAGCAGGAGAGAGGAGAAGAAGAAAAUUGAGAGAACGAGACGGACAUCGAAGGAGAAAAGGACGGGACGAAGCCGCGCGGUGACGACGGGUUGGUGUGGGCGCGUGUCUGGCAGCUGCCGCGUACAGGUGGUGCGCUCGCUUGGGAACCAAGCUCCACGGAGUGUUCCCACGGAAGACUACCUCCACUCUUCGGGAGUCCCCCCACUCCGUGGCGCUCCGCUCCCUAUAUAAGAGACGGGAGCUAGACCGGCCCUUAUAACCGCUCCGACAUUCGUCCGAUGUGUAUCGUACUCGCAUUCAUACAAACGACGUAAAACUAACCGAGACGAGAUUUAAAGAAAAAAAAAAAGGAAUAACGACGAAACAGAAAUAUUAAUUUACACACGAAUUUCUUCCGUUCAAUUACGUACUAACAAGUAAUAAAAAGAAAGAAAACAAGUGCAGGUGGAUUAUAUUGCAACCAUCGAAAAUAAGUGACACUGAGUAUUCCGUAUAAGUGAGGAUAAAGUGCGCACAUGUACGUCUUGUUCGUCGAACGAAACAAGGAUUUUUAAAAUAUAUUGCGAACAAGGACGACAAACGACAACGUUCAACCAUGCAGAUGCACGAGCAAAUAAUCGUCGACGGUCAAGAACAACCGAUAAGCAGGACUUAUCAAUACAGAAAGGUGAUGAAACCAAUGCUGGAAAGAAAACGUCGAGCCCGUAUCAACAGGUGUCUAGACGAGUUGAAGGACCUGAUGGUAUCCGCGUUGGCCGGUGACGGUGAGAACGUAGCAAAACUCGAGAAAGCCGAUAUAUUGGAACUGACAGUUCGUCACCUGCACAAACUCCAACGUCAGCAACGUCUUUCGGCAAAUCCUGUGAUAGACGCGGACCGUUUCCGCGCCGGUUACACCCACUGUGCAAACGAAGUGAGCAGGUGUUUGGCCGCGACUCCGGGGGUGGACAUAGCGCUUGGGACAAAACUGAUGACACACUUGGGUCACAAGUUGAACGCGAUGGACAAAACGGGACCCCUAACGAUCCACGUGUCGGCACCGCAAACAUCGCCGGCAACGAUUAGCGACACCUGCAGCACCACCGACGACAGUAGCAGCAGCGGCGAAGAUUACCCGAUGCCACUUACUCCAGCCUCGAGUCAACCGUCGCCGGUCAGAAUUACUGCGACCGAGAGACAAGAAGUCGAAGGUUCCUCUUACAACAGCCACAGGGGUUUACUCCAAGUCGCCAAGCCAGUGGAGCCGGUUUGGAGACCGUGGUAAAUGAAUCGUCGAAAAUUCGAAAUUCCAUUUCGGAACGACGCGAAGAAGAAGUUUUGUACUGUAUACAUCGUCGAAGGAGAAAAGACGAGCAAGGGGUCUUCCGAUUGGGCGAGGAAAAGAUUACCUACCCAUCUUAAUCGGGGCAACGGAGAAUAUAUCGGGAGAAGAAGAGCCACACCGUGAUAAAAAACGUGGCAAUUUAUAGGGCCGACUUGAGUCGGGGUGAAGAGAAAAUCAAAAUAGGGAAACCAUUUUUCUGUUCUCUCUUUUUUCUUAUUCGUUCCUAUUCGCAGGGAGAGAGCGAGCCUCUCUCCGUCGUAUUGAAUCGCAUAUUCAAGCAGAGUAUAGAAAAGAAGAGACUGUGAAAUAUUUGUUUAAAAAAAAAUCAGUCUUUUGAAAACGAGAAAAUUAGUAAUGGGACAAGAAAUAAGGAAAAAGAAAGAAAGUAAUAUAAUGGGUAUUAGAAUUAAACCUGAUUUGCUCAAAUGAAAAAACAAAGGUGUAUAUCACACAUUAUAUUACGCAUCUAUGGGAUAGUUAAACGUGCAGAUAAUAACUAUGGGGGUUACGUGUUACACAAGGAAUAUUAUUGAAAUCAGAGAUAGAUAUAUCGAUGUAAUAAUUUGAUAAUGACGUGACAUGAAGAGACAGUUUAAAAUAUCGCGAUCUCGUCUUUGAUCUCGGUUUGAAUCGUCGCAUUGGAAAAAAAGAGAAAGAAAGAAAGAAAGAAAGAAUCGAAGUAAAAAAGAAACUGAUAUAACAGCGACGAAAGCUUUAAUCUAGAUUUAGAUAUUAAUAUUACGGUCAUUAUCAUUAUUUUCAAUAAUAUUAUCAUAUCUAUUAAUAUUAUUACAAUUAUUUGUUUUGGUGAAUUCAUAUUAUUAUAUAUUGAUGAUUUUUAUGCAUAAACAUAUAUCGUCGUUCUAGGGACUGUUCGCAACUCUGAUUGUAUAAUAUUGUGUGACAGAAAAAAAAAAAAAGAAGGGAAAUACCAGAAAAAAAAGAACAAAAAGAUAAAGCUAAUUAGCGGCGAAAGCCAACGUCACACAAGUCGCUAGAACCGAAGUUGUUGAAUUUCUCCAGCUCGGUCAGCGGGUAUAUAAAUUCUCGCGUGUUUUUUUCCACUAAUCUUUUGGUUGCGAUAAAAACGCAAUAUUAUUAGCACUACAUCACGAUCAUUAUAGUUAUUAUAACACACAUAGAGACCGGGCAAGAGAAUUUUGUGAUAUACAGAAACGCGUACCUGUGAUAUUUACUGUAGUAACCGCGAGGUGACAAUACUAGAUUAUUAUUAUUAUUAUCAUUAUUAUUAAUAUUAUUAUUAAUAUUAUAAUUCUUACAAUAAUAAAAAAAUCCUCUACAAAUAA